Molecule: messenger RNA, 273 nt
Organism: Pisolithus orientalis
Lineage: Eukaryota; Fungi; Basidiomycota; Agaricomycetes; Boletales; Pisolithaceae
Exons: 1
Biological process (GO): DNA-templated transcription
Molecular function (GO): DNA binding; DNA-directed RNA polymerase activity
Source: RefSeq, a predicted model, not a curated record
AGGGAGUUCAAGCACAAAUACUGUGUUGAUGUUACAGACAAGGAGGGUGGCUUCCUUGCUGGAGUUCUGCAGAUUGGUAUUGACAAAAGCUCCCUGGAGUUAAAAGCAAAGCUUGGUGAAGAAUAUGCUUGCCUCAUUCAGCAUCAUCAUGCAUUUCAGACAUCCAUUGUCCCUUGCAUAGGCAGCCUUACUCCCUACUACAUGCUUGUCAACUUGUAUCAUCUCAUUCACAAUGCCAUUCAGAUCUUUCACAUUGACCACUGCAAGCCUAGC